Syngnathus acus (greater pipefish) is the source of this 1352-nucleotide messenger RNA. RefSeq names its product protein kinase, AMP-activated, gamma 3a non-catalytic subunit (gene prkag3a). Lineage: Eukaryota; Metazoa; Chordata; Actinopteri; Syngnathiformes; Syngnathidae. The coding region runs from base 104 to 1096 and encodes 330 amino acids. The record is from RefSeq and is a predicted model, not a curated record. The transcript has 12 exons.
GUUCCAACCUCUUCCUGUGAAAGAGCAAGCGAGCGAGGGCUUCAGAGUGUCGUGCAUUUGUUGGCUUUGAAAAAACUUCUUUCUCAAUGGACGCAACGGAAUUAUGGAGGCUUCGUCGCAAGGUUCGGUCCAAACAAAGGGGCUGAUACCAAAGCAUGAGGCUAAUGCCACAGUCUACUUGGAUUUCAUGAAGAGUCACUGCUGCUAUGAUGCCAUUCCAAUUAGUUGUAAAUUGAUCAUUUUUGAUACCAAGCUACAAGUGCAAAAGGCCUUUUUUGCACUGGUGGCAAACAACUUGAGGGCGGCUCCUUUAUGGGACAGCAAGUUGAAAAGAUUUGUGGGUAUGCUGACUAUUACAGAUUUCAUCAACAUCAUUCAUUGCUACUACAAAUCCCCUUUGGUGCAGAUGUAUGAGCUGGAAAACCACAAGAUUGAGACCUGGAGAGAUGUCUAUUUAAAGUGCUCCUAUCCAUUUAUGAUUAGUGUUUCACCAGAUGCCAGUCUCUUUGAUGCCAUCUAUUCCUUACUCAAACACAAGAUCCACAGGCUGCCUGUCAUCGAGCCAACAUCCGGCAAUGUUCUGCACAUUCUUACGCACAAGAGGAUACUGAAAUUCCUCCAUAUAUUUGGAGAUAAGGUUCCAAAGCCUGCGUUCGUUCAGAAGCAGGUUCAGGAGAUUGGAAUCGGAACUUUCAGGAAUAUUGCCACUGUUCAGCAAACAGCAACACUUUACGACGCUCUCGACAUAUUUGUGGAAAGGAGGGUGUCGGCUCUUCCGGUGGUAGAUGAAAACGGCAAAGUGGUGGCACUCUACUCCCGAUUUGAUGUUAUUAACCUGGCAGCCCAGAAGACGUACAACAAUCUGGACGUGACAAUGCUGGAAGCUGUCAAUAGGCGCACGUGUUUCAUGGAGGGUGUUAUCAAGUGCUAUCCAGAUGAAACCUUGGAGACCAUCAUAGACCGCAUUGUCACAGCUGAGGUCCACCGCCUGGUGCUCGUGGACAGAGCUGAUGUGGUGAGGGGCAUCAUCUCACUAUCAGACCUGCUUCAGGCUAUGGUCUUAACACCGGCGGGUAUCGAGGCCCUUUUAUCCUAGCAGCAUAUUGUUUGUGGAGGAUGCCACCUUCUUCCCAGGCAGGUAGGCCCAUCCUCCCGUCGUAAACUAGUGCCUAGGACAGUCCUAUCGAGUUGAAGCCUCAGGCAUACAAAAUGUGUCUGGAUUUUCUUCUGAACAUUUGAUGUCUUUCAGAAAUCACAGUGUGAAUGAGAUGACGAAUGCAGCUGCUGUGCAGUUGUUUCAAAACAACUUGAUCAGUACGUGUUGCUCAUUUUCUAUAUUGAACACAUUGUUG